AUGCUUGAAACUGAAGAAGUUGAUAUUGAUUAUUUUACUCCGGCAUCUAGCACAUCUUUAGCAAAAAUUUUUAGUAGUAAUGAAGUAGACAGUGGACAAGAUACUUCAUUAAAAUAUGUGCCUCCUGUGCCAACCCAUACUACAACUAAGCCUGAAGAAAAUAAGCCAACACAAUGUGUAUAUGCAAGUGCUUUCCAUAUUUAUGAAUGGUGUAAUAACACUCACAUCCCCAAGGGUAAAUUGGGAUUUGCAAUAAUGAAGAUAUCCCAAACUGGUUUUCACAACCUUGUUAUAUAUAAUUCAGAGAAAAUUACUUUAUCAUGUCUUGUCCUCACUUCUGAUGUAACUCUCAACAUAGAUAGAGAUUGGAGGAUAUCAUAUUAUGACAAUAACAAAAGGUAUUGGAGUGUCUGUGCAACACAACCAGAAGUGAAUAAAAUAAUAGACAUUGUAAAACCUUUAAAUGUUCAGAUUAAAAACUCUAUUCAAACUGUAGAAGACACUCCUAGUAGUGUUGUCUCUGAAAAGGUUGAAGAAGACUCGGUGAAAAAUCUAAGUCAAGAUAGAGAAAGUGAUACUGACUCAUCAAUAGCUAACAAAAGAACUAAAGAGACAAUACUUAAAAGGAUGGCUUCUAUGGGUCAAUCUGUUUUGCCUCCUCCUCAAUUGACGUUCCAAACCAGUGAUUCAUCAGACAGUAACGACAGUAUGAAUGUACCAAAAAUAAGACAUAAGCCAUUAAAACUAAAUCCAAAAAAGAAUAUUGACAAAAAGAUAAAUGAAGAAGACUGCAAAAGUGAUACAAAUUUAAGCAUAACUACUAUGAAACCUAUAACUCAUACAGACAGUAUUUCACAUAUAAACAGUCAGGAAAUUGUACCAUUAACAACUUAUAAUAUCCAAACAAAUGACUUAUAUGUUUCCGAACAAAGGGUAGCUAAUACUGAAUUGAGAAUGAACAUGAACAAAAUGGGAGACAAAUUAGAUUUAAUAUUAGACAAAGUCAACAAUCUCAGAAAUAUGGAACCUCUUCAACAAAGUUCAUCAACAUUUCAGAAUGAGAUUGUAUUGAAACUUUUAGGUGAAUAUGAGACAAAAAUACAAAGGUAUGAAGAGUUUCUCAAAUUGAAGGGCUUUGAUUGCAAUAAAUUUGAACCUUCUACUGUAAGUACUAAAGAAAAACAUGUACAAAGCCCAAUUGAAACUAAUACAAACUCUAUCUGUCAAGAUAAAGAUGAUGAGAUAUUACAUCUCAGAGCUGAAGUUCAAAUAUUAUCAACAAAAUAUGAAGAAAACAUUGAAAUUAAAAACACUGAAGUCAAUAACAUGUCUCAGGAAAUAAAUGAAUUAAAAGAAGAAUUGCUCAUAAAAGACAAAGAAAUCAAGGAUUUAACAAAGAAAAUUGAGAGUUUUUCAAAUCUCUCAGUCGUUAGACAAGCGCUGCAAGCCACCCAGGAUGCUAAUGAACGCGAAUCACUUUCUGUAUUGCAAUCAGAACUACAAGAGCUUAUCAGUCUUACUAAGGAAAGUAUGAACGUACAACAAUCGACUGUAAAUGAUAAUAAUCAAUGUGAAAAUGCAACAGAAUCUAAUGGCCUUGAUGAAGAAUAUGCACUGUUUAUGAAAGAGAUGGAUGAAAGUGAUGCAGCAAAUGUUAAGGGCAAAAACGCUACAGAAGAUGACAAAGAUAGUGAUAUAGAAGAUGAAUUGGCCAGUCUUCUUGGGAUGAAAUGUUCUGUGUAUCAUACACACACUUGGGGAGGUCAACCAACUUUACACAAUGCGAUGGUGGGAUCUGUAGUACCUCGACAAGAUGAUGACCAAUUUAGUGACUUACAAGUUCGAGUACUUUUUACACAUCCAACACACACUGAAAUGUUGCCAUGCCCCUUUUUCUUGAAUGGAGAAUGCAAAUUUAGUGAUGAACAAUGUAGAUACUCCCAUGGAAAAGUUGUUCAACUAUCCAGCUUAAAGGAAGCAAUUGAACCAAACUAUGAAGGCUUAAAAGUAGGCAGCAGGAUUUUAAUGAAACUUAAACCGCCAGAUGAUGAGGAUAUGAGCACAGUUAAAAAGUCAACAGAAAAAUAUCAUCUUUGGCAGAGAGCUAUAGUAACUGGUGUGGAUUUAGAUAAGAGGACAUGUGUUGCUAAGUUGGAACAUGGUGGGAAGAUUGGAGAGAAAAGAAAAGUUGUUUCAGAUGAAUUUCAUCUGAAGUUUGAAGAAUUUUUUCCACUUGGAUCUCAAGAUGACAAUGACUCGGACUCAGACAGUAUAAGUGACACAGAGUAUCCUGAGUUAAAGAGUAGCAAAAGAAAUGAUGACAACACCACUUUGAUAGGAGACAAUUUACAUAUUAAUGGUCCAGCAAUGGGGGAGUGGGAACGUCAUACUAGAGGCAUGGGGUCCAAGAUUAUGUUAUCAAUGGGUUAUGUCCCGGGUACAGGCUUGGGUGCAGCAAGUGAUGGUCGUUUGUUACCGGUUGAGGCUCAUAUCAUGCCUUCUACAGCCUCCCUUGAUAGGUGUAUGGAGUUAAAACAAAAAGCUGCUGGGAAAGACGCAUUCUUAGUUGAAAAGAGACUUAAAAGAUUACAAAAGAGAGAAGAAGAACGCAGUAAACGUGCUUACGAAAGGGAAAAAGAAAUGGAGAGAAGGAAUGUUUUUAAUUUCCUCAACAAUACAUUAGGCGAUAAAGUUGAUAUUGAUACAGAACAAUCAAGAAGGGCCCCAACAGUUGACGUUAAACAAUCGUCUAGCAAAGAUUUGAACAUAGAGAAAUUCAAGUUGGAAGAAGAUAGCAAACGGAUUGAAUGUGAGAUAAUUAAACUAAAUUGUUCAUUAGCAAAAUAUCCAUCACAGAGUAAUGGCUACAGAAGCAUUAGCAGUCAAAUAGCAGAGAAAAAGAGAGAACUCGAUCUGCUGCAGAAGAAAGAAAAGGAAAUAACAAAAGAACAAAACCAGAGGAAGGAUAAGCAGAAGAUGACGGUGUUUUAG
Messenger RNA from Danaus chrysippus (African queen), 2991 nucleotides. NCBI's taxonomy places the organism in Eukaryota, Metazoa, Arthropoda, Insecta, Lepidoptera, Nymphalidae. The record is from the annotation of a GenBank genome assembly.